UGUGGAGUGCGUGACCAAUGACAGCGCAGAGUUUUCCUGGAUACUGUGAAUGAGGACCUCCUGCUUACCACCGCAUGAGGCGCAAAGGAGGCGUAAACAUUUAUAGCUAGGUACCUCACAAGGUAAUGGACAUGAGCAGCAACAGUGACUGCUUUGGAUGUGGCCGCUCUGGACAUUGGAUCAAGGACUGUCCUAAUGCCAUGGGACGUGCACGAGGCAAGGGCAGAGGACGAGGCAAAGACAUGUUGUGCUUUCGAUGUGGAGACUUCGGACACAGGGCUAAGGAGUGUGAGCAGACUGAAGAUGCCUGCUACAACUGCCACAAGAUCGGCCAUAUUUCUAAGGAUUGCAAGGAGCCCAAGAGGGAGAGAGAGCAGCUCUGUUACAACUGUGGCAAAGCUGGCCACAUGGCCCGUGAGUGUGACCAUGCCAGUGAGCAGAAGUGCUACUCCUGUGGUGCAUUUGGCCAUGUCCAGAAGGUUUGUGAUAAGGUGAAAUGUUACAGGUGUGGUGAGAUUGGUCACGUUGCUGUGCAGUGCAGUAGAGCCAGUGAGGCCAACUGCUACUACUGCAAAAGGCCAGGCCACCUGGCAAGAGAUUGCGAGAGUAACUGCAAAAGCAGCGGAGAGUCUAGCCAAGCGGCGAAGGAUUGUGAGACUACCUGCCGCCACUGUGGACAGUCAGGCCACCUGGCAAAAGAGUGCACCAUUGUAGCCACUGCAUAAUCAGUGCCCUCUGCUGCCCCUCCUUUUUUUCCAGAUUGAUGGUUGGUUGUAUUAUUUUCUCUAAAUCCUCUUCACUGGCCAAGCUUUGGCUGACAGAGGCUAGUCCCAGGCCAGUGAGCCUCUCAACACGUAAUACAAUGAAAGGGGUGACAAAUCUUUCUGCAUUCAAUACAAAAAAUGUUUUAGUUUGGUAGCAGUGUUACGUAUAAUGCUUUGUUAAAGAACCCCCCUUUCCAAGCCACUGGUGAGCAGAGAUGAUUGAAUGGGACUAAACAUGGAAAUACAUACAGGAAAUACAGGACCUCAGAGGUUGUGGAAGUGAGUCUCAGUAAUGUGAGACAGACAGGAGUUAAGUGGAAACCUAGAGGUUUCCUCUACAGUGACCUCUUUCCUUGUUGUUUUUUCUUCAUUUUAAAGCUGAUGAACUCACUUGGAUGAGUGGCGAAAUACCUUGAAGGCAAACAAGAAGUCUGGUUGCUGUAGAGUAAACUUCUAGAUGUCUCCUACUUGGGUGACUGAGAGCCUUCAUCAACAGAAACCUGAACUUCCGUGUAUGGGUCUUUUGGUUUGUUUUUAGCGGGAUACGAGUUGGUCAAGAGCGCUUGACAUGGACAGUUAACAACAAGGAUGCAUUUCAGCCCUUCAAGCAGCUAGAUGGGCAGUAACAACUACAUGUUUUUGCUGAGAUAUAAGUUUUUGGAGGUAUUAUGAGGAAUUAAUUAUUUUAUAGAAUCCUGUUUACAAUUAAAUAACACUUGGUAGACCAAGGUAAAUGUUUCUUUUGAAAAUUACUUUGGAUUUUUUUUCUUUAAAUCUUGGCAAAAAAUUAAGAUCAAGAAAAGUUGUCAGAACAGCAGAAUUGGGAGAUAUUUGGAAAAGAAUCUUUUCACAGAAAAUCAAAAUGUUAUUUUUGUACAAUAUCACUUAGACUACUGUAUAAAUACCUUUUGCUUGUACUCAGUUUUUAAGUCAGAAGGAAAGUGCAACUGGAGUCCUAGAAAAUAGAAAUGUAAAUUUAAACUGUCAAUAAAGCUGGAGGAGCACGGGGA
Molecule: messenger RNA, 1774 nt
Organism: Thalassophryne amazonica
Lineage: Eukaryota; Metazoa; Chordata; Actinopteri; Batrachoidiformes; Batrachoididae
Product: cellular nucleic acid-binding protein-like
Exons: 5
Coding region: 126-725 (199 amino acids)
Molecular function (GO): zinc ion binding; nucleic acid binding
Source: RefSeq, a predicted model, not a curated record